AUGCGCGUAAAACUUGACGACCAACGUCGUUCAAGUGAAACGAAAAAGAGUGAUAUAAUUGCAGCUAGAAGACAUGCUACGUAUGAACUGAAUUGGUAUGACUAUAAUAAGUCUAAUAUGAAAGAUGUAGAUUGUAUUGAAGUUUCUGCACAAGAUACGAAUCAGAUUUUCUCUGAAUCUCUUGUACAAUCUCCUACAACUUCUCCUAUGUUACAAGAAAAAAUACCUGCCCCUUCAAAUAUUACAAAUUCCAAGAAUUUGGAAAGAGAAAGCACGUGUUCACGUGUAUCAGAACAAGAUCAUCCAUUUCUUGGUGGUAUUACUAUAACUACCGUUCAAGUUGUUGAAGUUGAAAAUCAGAAUUCUCGGAAAAAAAAUAUUUCGAAUAUUAGCUCUUCUUUACCACGUAAAAUCGAUAAUAAUAUCAGUAAAUCAAAUGUUAUUCAAGUUUAUGAGGUUCAGAAUAAUAUCAGUAAAUCUUUUACAAAUGUUAUUCAAGGUUCUGAGGAUCAGCAUGUAAAGUUUCCUAAACCUUUAGAACCUCAAGUUGUUUUAAAACAGAAAGAUCGAUCGAGAUCAAGAAAACCAACACAUAUAGUAAAGACUAAGAGGCAAAGUCGAUUGUAUGAUGCAAAUGCGAGCGCGCAAGCAUAUUCAAAAACGGUAGUUUUGUCUUCAAAACGUUCAUCCCUGGGUCACUUUAAUUCAACUUAUAUGCAAAAAUUACCUUCAAAAGAAUCGGUAUCUAAUAAUCCUAGUUCUAAAAAAAUGAUUAGGAAAAAACGUGUGUUGGUAAAUUCCACAACAUGUAAUCCUUCAUUUUCAAAUGAUCCAACCGAUAUGGAAAGUGACAUGCCUAUAUCAAAUAAUCAAGGAAAUCGAUGGUUACCAACUCGUCAUAGUGUACCAAAACUUCUUCACGCUUCUCUUAUACCUUUAUCUCAACACGUCAAGAAUGGUUCUGUCGUACAUGUAUCGCCUAGAUUAAAACAGUUAACUCGUAAAAACUCAAUAAGGAGACGUUCAUCUGUCAUAGUUCCACCAGUUAAACGACGUGUCUCUCAAAUAUUCAGACAACAAUUAUUAGAGCAAAGUAUAUUAAUGUCAUUUAAUGAUCUGCAACCAAUUACCAAAACGCGUCAUGUACCUAGAGGUAAACAAAUACGAAAAGCCAAAAAAGGUGUUAGUGCGAAAUUAGAUCAUGAAUUAAGACGAGAAAGACAGAAAAGAAAAAACCUUGGAAAACAUUCAGGGCAACUUACAAAAAGAAGUCAUGAUUCAAUUCUAUCUUGUAAGAAUCGACAAAAAGUACAAUCAGAACAAUCAGAAUCGAAGGCUGUAAAUGUUUUAUCAAUUCCAAGAAUUUUGGAUACGGAUGAAUUAGUUAAAAAGGUUGAUGAAGAACUUCGUAAAAAAGAAAUUUUGAUGUCUCCAAGACCACCACCAAGACGAAUAGUUCAUGGAUUGCCAACUCCUGAUUCCAUUCCAUCAACUCCUCAGACUAAGAGUAAUACUUCUUCAUUACUUGCUUCGUUACCAGACAGAAGGUCUGUAAAGUCUGAUGAAAUAAUACCCAUUGAACCACCACCUUUUCCAACUCACCUAACACAUAAAGCCAUGCCUUUUCCGGCUUUCCAAUCACAAAAUGGAUCAAUGCGAACGCUUCCUACCAUUGAUACCUUCCAAUCACAAAAUGGCUCAAUGAGAACGCCUUCUACAACUGAUACCCGCCAAUCACAAAAUGGAUCAAUAAGAACACCUACAACUGAUACCCGUCAAUCACAAAAUGGAUCAAUGCGAACACCUUCUACAUUUGAUACCCGUCAAUCACAAAAUGGAUCAAUGCGAACACCUACAUUUGAUACCCGUCAAUCACAAAAUGGAUCAAUGCGAACACCUUCAACAAUUGAUACCCGUCAAUCACAAAAUGGAUCAAUGCGAACACCUUCUACAAUUGAUGUUUUUACUAAUUAA
Racocetra fulgida is the source of this 1974-nucleotide messenger RNA. The record is from the annotation of a GenBank genome assembly. NCBI's taxonomy places the organism in Eukaryota, Fungi, Glomeromycota, Glomeromycetes, Diversisporales, Gigasporaceae.